AAACAUCUGUCAAAGUGUCAAGUCAAAUCAAAUACACUUAUUUCUAGAACUUAGGUUAUUCUCGAUUGUAAUAUUCAAAACAUUAAAAAGUAAUUAUGAAUAACAUCAAAAGAUUACUAACAGCGCCCAGCUUGUCUAGAUCAAGUUCAACAGCUCCAGCAGAAUUUAUAAACAGAAACCCUCGGAACUUGGAAAAAAUAAGAAUCGCUCGCAAACCUGAUGGUUAUCACUUGGAAGCUCCAGGCAGGAAAUUCUGGCAUAAGCUCACACUAACAGCAAGCAACCGCACAGUAACAGCCCAAGUAGUCCAUUUCGUGAAUGGUCCAGUAAUAGAAGCUAAAACCUCAGAAUGGGCUCUACGUAAACAACUCUACAGCAUCAAGGACACAUGCGCAUACAUCAAUUUAGGCAAAGUCUUCGCUCAACGGUGUUUAGAGAGCGGUAUUACUGAGAUGUACUGUGAUAUAAAGCCAGUUGAAGGUGGGAAAGUCGACAGAUUCAUCAAAGAGGUUGUCAAUGGUGGCGUCAAAUUGGAAGAACCUGAAGUCUACAAGAAACCAAGUCCAUGGGACUUACUUCGACCAGAAAAGCCAUGGGAGGUUGCUGAGGAAUAAAAUUUUAUUAUAGGUGUAAUUAAGUAGUAAGUAGGUAAAUAAAAAGAAAGUAAAUAAUA
Molecule: messenger RNA, 673 nt
Organism: Spodoptera litura
Lineage: Eukaryota; Metazoa; Arthropoda; Insecta; Lepidoptera; Noctuidae
Gene: mRpL18
Product: mitochondrial ribosomal protein L18
Biological process (GO): translation
Cellular component (GO): mitochondrion; ribosome
Molecular function (GO): structural constituent of ribosome; 5S rRNA binding
Source: RefSeq, a predicted model, not a curated record